Messenger RNA from Scaptodrosophila lebanonensis, 2594 nucleotides. RefSeq names its product gamma-aminobutyric acid type B receptor subunit 1 (gene GABA-B-R1). The record is from RefSeq and is a predicted model, not a curated record. Bases 1 to 2529 code for a protein of 842 amino acids. The transcript is spliced from 15 exons. Gene Ontology annotation, biological process: gamma-aminobutyric acid signaling pathway; G protein-coupled receptor signaling pathway. Gene Ontology annotation, cellular component: G protein-coupled receptor heterodimeric complex; membrane. Lineage: Eukaryota; Metazoa; Arthropoda; Insecta; Diptera; Drosophilidae. Gene Ontology annotation, molecular function: G protein-coupled GABA receptor activity.
AUGACAAGUGAUGUUGCUGUUACGUUUUGGAUAUUUUUGCUUUGUUUAAUCGGCGGCUCGAGCCACCUGAGCGGCACUUGGGCCGGAAGACCCGAUGAGCUGCACAUAGGCGGCAUCUUUCCCAUCGCAGGCAAGGGAGGAUGGCAGGGCGGACAGGCAUGCAUGCCGGCCGCAAGGCUGGCAUUGGAUGAUGUCAACAAGGAGCCGAACCUGCUGCCAGGCUUCAAACUAAUACUGCACAGCAAUGACAGCGAGUGCGAACCUGGACUGGGGGCUAGUGUGAUGUACAAUCUGCUCUAUAACAAGCCACAAAAACUGAUGCUGUUGGCGGGUUGCAGCACCGUCUGCACUACUGUGGCAGAGGCUGCCAAAAUGUGGAAUCUAAUUGUGCUAUGCUAUGGAGCGUCUAGUCCUGCGCUAUCUGAUCGCAAGCGCUUUCCCACACUCUUUCGCACACAUCCCUCGGCCACGGUGCACAAUCCAACGCGAAUCAAGCUGAUGAAGAAAUUUGGUUGGUCCCGCGUGGCCAUCCUGCAACAGGCCGAGGAGGUGUUUAUAUCGACUGUAGAAGAUCUCGAGAAUCGCUGCAUGGAAGCUGGCGUCGAAAUCGUAACUAGACAAUCAUUUCUAUCCGAUCCAACGGACGCCGUGCGGAAUUUGAGGCGCCAGGAUGCGCGCAUCAUUGUGGGCCUAUUCUACGUGGUGGCGGCGCGUCGUGUCCUCUGCGAGAUGUACAAACAACAGCUUUAUGGGCGUGCACACGUCUGGUUUUUUAUAGGCUGGUACGAAGACAACUGGUACGAGGUGAAUCUGGAGAAUGAGGGCAUCACCUGUACAGUGGAACAAAUGCGCAUUGCCGCCGAGGGGCAUCUCACCACAGAGGCCCUCAUGUGGAAUCAGAACAAUCAGACAACCAUUUCAGGCAUGACCGCAGAGGAGUUUCGACAUCGACUGAAUAAUGCGCUCAUUGACGAGGGAUAUGACAUAAAUCACGAUCGCUAUCCGGAAGGCUAUCAGGAAGCACCGCUGGCCUACGAUGCAGUCUGGAGUGUCGCUUUAGCCUUCAACAAGACCAUGGAGAGGCUGACGCUGAGAAAGAAAUCGCUCAGAGACUUUACCUACACAGACAAGGAAAUUGCAGAUGAUAUAUACGCGGCCAUGAAUUCGACUCAGUUCUUGGGCGUAUCGGGUGUGGUGGCGUUUAGCUCGCAGGGCGAUCGCAUUGCCUUAACACAAAUCGAGCAGAUGAUUAAUGGCAAGUACGAGAAGCUAGGAUAUUACGACACCCAAUUGGACAACUUGACUUGGUUAAAUACGGAGCAGUGGAUAGGUGGGAAGGUACCCCAAGAUCGCACCAUUGUCACCCAUGUGCUACGCACAGUAUCUUUACCGUUAUUUGUGUGCAUGUGCACCAUCUCGAGUUGCGGAAUAUUUGUAGCCCUAGCUCUCAUUAUAUUCAACAUAUGGAAUAAGCAUAGAAGGGUAAUACAAUCGUCCCAUCCUGUAUGCAAUACGAUCAUGCUAUUCGGGGUCAUCAUUUGUCUUAUAUCAGUCAUCUUACUGGGCAUGGACGGACGCUUCGUUAGUCCAGAGGAAUAUCCAAAGAUUUGUCAAGCUCGAGCUUGGUUAUUAUCCACCGGUUUUACAUUAGCAUAUGGUGCCAUGUUCAGCAAAGUCUGGCGUGUGCAUCGUUUUACAACAAAAGCAAAAACUGACCCGAAGAAAAAGGUGGAACCUUGGAAGCUAUACACCAUGGUUUCGGGCCUCUUAUCAGUAGAUUUAGUGAUAUUACUCUCUUGGCAGAUCUUUGAUCCGCUGCAGCGUAUACUCGAAACAUUCCCACUCGAAGAUCCAGUAUCUACAACUGAUGAUAUUAAAAUACGUCCAGAGCUUGAACAUUGCGAAAGUGAACGUAACUCCAUGUGGUUGGGACUCGUGUAUGGCUUUAAGGGCUUGAUACUCGUUUUCGGCCUAUUCUUGGCCUAUGAGACGCGCUCGAUUAAGGUCAAGCAGAUCAACGACUCCCGAUAUGUGGGCAUGAGUAUUUACAAUGUGGUCGUACUCUGCCUGAUCACAGCGCCUGUGGGCAUGGUCAUUGCAUCGCAGCAGGACGCAUCCUUCGCUUUCAUUGCACUAGCUGUGAUAUUCUGUUGUUUCCUAAGCAUGCUGCUGAUAUUUGUGCCAAAGGUCAUUGAAGUCAUACGACAUCCCAAGGAUAAGGCCGAAUCAAAGUACAAUCCUGACUCAGGCAUAUCAAAGGAGGAUGAAGAACGCUAUCAGAAGCUGCUGACAGAGAACGAGGAACUACAACGAUUGAUAUCACAAAAAGAGGAAAAGAUACGGGUUCUACGACAGAGGCUCGUCGAGCGAGAUGUAAACAUGAAGGGCACAGAACUGAAUGGUGCCACAGCAACCACCUCGCUUGCAGUCCAACCACAGCCUUCUUCUUCUAUCAUCAACACCAGCACACAUCCCACACCCGCUGCCACACUCGCAAUCACACAAGAUACUCAUGAGCACCGUACAUGAAAAAACUUGUCAAUUUCCUUUGCGUGAUAGGUGAACUAUACAACAACAAAAAAGUAAAAAAAAAA